AUGACUGACCUCAAGGCCCAGUUCAACAAGAAGUGUGAGGAAGCCAAAGGUUCCCGUGAUCGCAUGAAGUACUACGCUGAGAAGUGCAUCCAAGCUCACAAUGAGGCUGAGAAGCGAAAGGCACUUGGGCGUCCAGGCAUUGACCCCAAGCUUGCUGCCAAGAAAAAGAAGAAGUCUACUGAAGCUGAACCUAAAGCUCCAAGGCAGGAACGACCAAGCAUUGUCUUCGCUGCCAGCAUGACUGGCUCAAAGCCAAAGGUCCCAUCAACAGCUUCAGAGAAGAAGAAGACAAGGCAAGUUGAGCCUGAAGCCAGGAAGAGGAAGCACCAUGACACCUCUGAAGCUGCUCCCUCUCAGAAGAAGUUGAAGACAAAGGCUUCAAAUUUUUCACGCAAAGAACGUGCUGCUGCCAAAGAGCCACUGAAUGUUGAACCCAUCUCUGUCGCACUUCCUGCCUCCACCAAUUGCGAGUGCCGUCUCGUUGUCCAUGAGCCUGCUUCCACAGAGGCUCCAGAGUCUAAAGAUAUUCCAGCUGCUGACUCCACCGCAGCUGAAGACAUGGGUCAAGAAGACUAUGUUGAAGAUGAUGAAGUCAUUCCUCAGCUCGAGCCCAAAUUGGUAUCAUCACCUGCUCCUAUGAGCAGUGAACUCAUAAGCAUUGGCCGUCCCAUGACGCCAAUUGCUCAAGAUGAAUUAUGGGAAGAGUAA
Aegilops tauschii subsp. strangulata is the source of this 708-nucleotide messenger RNA. The record is from RefSeq and is a predicted model, not a curated record. NCBI's taxonomy places the organism in Eukaryota, Viridiplantae, Streptophyta, Magnoliopsida, Poales, Poaceae.